CAGAGGAACCAUCUUUUGAUGAAGGCAAACGAAAGAGAAAGCAGGCCUUGUCUGGAUCAUUUGUGAAUCCAAUUGAUUUGACACUUGAGAUAUCGGAGGUUGAAGAAGAAGGUGAUGACGACCUACAAAAUGAUCCCGAUUAUAAGCCAGAAUUCAACUUCUCUAUUAUGCCAGAAGGAAUGACUGAUGAUGUGGAAGAGCUAGCAUUUGAAGAAGCUGAGUUUGGUCAGGAGAUGGAAAAGGAUGAAGAAGAUGUCAUGACAGGGAUUGAAGUGGUGGAGGAAGAUGUUGGUCCUGGAGUCAAGAGAGUAAAGAGUCCAGAGGAUAUAGAUAGACUUGUAAGAGAUGAUGUUUGUUUCGUGUAUGUAAGCCAGCUUCUUGCAUUAGCACAUACUGCAAAGGAGCAGUGCUCAGUUUGCAGGAUGACCCUGGCAAUUGAGGUUGAGUUCCUGGGAUCAGCUAUUUAUUUGAAAUGGAUUUGUGCUGACAAACACAUUGAACACAUUUGAUGUUCACAGCAUAUUUUGAAUAGACGAUUACAUAGUGGGGACUUUCUGAUAUCUGCUACGUGUGUGACAUCCGGAAAUAAUUUUGGAAAGCUUGCCCUUUGGGCUAAGAUGCUAAAUCUUCAUUUCCCAAGUGCAGCUGUAUUCCACAGGAUACAGAACUUUUACAUUGGACCUACUGUGGAUUUGUUUUGGAAAGAACACCAAACAGAACUGAUUGAAAGUUUUGCAGGAAAAGACAUAGUGCUGAUGGGAGACGGAAGAAUGGAUAGUCCAGGGCAUAGUGCUCAGUACUGUAGCUAUUCCCUCAUGGAAAUGGAAACCAAAAAGGUGCUGAGUUUAGUAACAAUGGACAAACGUGUUGUUGACCGCAAAUCAACAACAAUUGAAAAGGAAGCCUUUCGAAGGAGCAUUGAGGAGUUAAAAGCUAAAGGUUUAGGUGUGAAAGAGGUGGUGACAGAUGCACAUAUGGGAAUUGGAUAUUUGAUGAGGACAUCUUAUCCUGAGAUCAAACACAGUCAUGACAUUUGGCACGUAGCCAAAAACUUGGGCAAAAGGAUAACAAAGGCUGGACAGAAAAAAGGAUGCAAAGAUUUACUGAGAUGGGCCAAACAUAUUGUCAAUCAUUUUUGGUAUGCUUGUAGAGAAGCCACAGGUUACAUGAGGUUCAUCAAUAUUUGGGGACAAGUGCGCCACCAUGCUUGCAAUGAACAUGAGUGGAUCCUUUCAGAAGGUGAAGGGCCUGCGGAGUGCUCACAUGGAGACCUAGAGAAAGAUGCAAACAGACCAGACUGGCUUCCAAAGGAGUCUCUCGCAGCUAAAGCUAUUAAUGAAAUAGUGUUAGACAAAAGACUGAGAAACAGUUAUGGAUACAUUGAAAACUUCAGAAUGACAGCAGAGAUUGAAGUAUUCAACAAUCUUAUUUUGAUGUAUUGUGCAAAGCGUUUUGAAUAUAGUCCUGCCAGCAUACAGGCCAUUACUGAUGAAGCCUUGGACAAUAAUUGUCAUAUAGAUAGGCCAUUACUGAUGAACAAGAAAGGAGAAGUUGUGUAUCACAGAACUUUCAAUAAGAAAAGUGGAAGGUGGUCUGUAUACCCAUGCAAGGUAAACAAAAACUAUCAGCACGUGAGGGACCUUCUGAGAAGGAUGCUUUCUGCACGCUUAGAAGACAAGAUGGGAAUGCACCGUCCAAAGGCUAUGGCAGCAGAUGACCCUCGAAGAUUGUCUGUACAUCUUUCUCCAGUAAGUCCAAAGGCAACAAAGGAGCUUGUGUCUCAACAAAUGAUACGGAAAAAAGAGACUGAAAAGUGA
Molecule: messenger RNA, 1817 nt
Organism: Ylistrum balloti
Lineage: Eukaryota; Metazoa; Mollusca; Bivalvia; Pectinida; Pectinidae
Exons: 11
Coding region: 618-1817 (399 amino acids)
Source: RefSeq, a predicted model, not a curated record